Messenger RNA from Octodon degus (degu), 2668 nucleotides. It is a transcript of the gene Zbbx, whose product is annotated as zinc finger B-box domain containing. Lineage: Eukaryota; Metazoa; Chordata; Mammalia; Rodentia; Octodontidae. The record is from RefSeq and is a predicted model, not a curated record. Gene Ontology annotation, molecular function: zinc ion binding. The transcript is spliced from 20 exons. The coding region runs from base 91 to 2493 and encodes 800 amino acids. Gene Ontology annotation, cellular component: motile cilium. Gene Ontology annotation, biological process: cilium movement.
GGAACCAGCUGGCUGAGCUGACGUGGGAGGCUGGGGUCUCAGAAAAAUUAAUUUUACCAACUGAAAUAUUUUUUACCAAUAUCAAUAAUCAUGAACACCAAAGACUUUGUAGUUCUUCCAUGGGGAAAAUCUGGAAAUUCUGUAAGGCUAAAAUAUAAAAAUGUCCAAGAAUUACGAAUGGAGAAAAUACAAUUAGAACUGGAGAACCAAGAGAUGGAAAAGAAAUUACAAGAAUUCCAGGGAGCAAAGGAUGGAGAAAAGAAGGAAAUAAAGUCAAGUGGAUAUCACUGGAAAUCUGGAAAAGUGACCAAAUUGGGUCAUCAGUCACAUCUGAUUUCACAAAAUAAGGCCACUGCCAUUAAGGUUUCUCCUGGAAAAGUGAAAUUAAAAUCACUGAAGCAGCAAUUUCAAGAGCCAGUGAAACAACCCAUUAAUCACAAAAUGGCAAAUUGUUCUAGAAAUGAGAAACCCAAGAUAAAAGGGAAGGUUUGUGGACAGUGUGAGAACAAAGCUGCUCUAUUAGUUUGCCUUGAAUGUGGUGAAGAUUAUUGUUCAGGAUGCUUUGCUAAAAUCCACCAGAAGGGGGCACUGAAGCUCCACAGAACGACUCUUCUGCAGGCAAGAUCUGAAGUAUUCUCCAGAAUUUUGGAUGUUGCCCAUGGAUUUAUCAAGGAGAUUAACCCAGCUGAAGCCAAAGGAGAGAACACUGCUGUGAAAGGGACCAGUGAGGGCCAACCUUUGCCCGGACCUCCUGCUCUGGAAGGAAGGUACUCUGAGGUAGAGAUCACAACAACAAGAAGAGCUGACUGUACAGAGCCAGGAGAAAGGCUCUUGUGUGAAGGGUCAUUUGAUGAAGAAGCUUCUGCCCAGUCCUUUCAGGAAGUGUUAAGACAGUGGAGAGCUGGGAGCCACAAGGACCAGAAGCAACCGGACUUACUUUCAGCAAAACCAGAUUCAUUGGAAGAAUGUGAGGUGCAAACUAACUUGAAAAUUUGGAGAGAACCUAUAAGCAUUGAAUUUAAAGAAGACAGUAGUCUCUCCUACAUGGAAAAAUUAUGGCUUAAAAAACACAGGAGAACUCCACAGGAGCAGCAUCUGAGCCUGCUUCCUGACACGUCCGUGCACCCACGUGAAGCUAGCAGUGGGACCCAAGGCCUCCAGAAUGGAAACGAUGGCGAUAGUGAUGUCGAGGAGGCCAAAGUACAAUACCCAACCCUUUUCCUGCCUGUAGAAGAAUUAAAGGUAGAGAGACCUGAACCAUCUCUACAGAUAACAGAAUUAGAUGAGCCUUACGAAGAGGAAUUUGAAGAACCAGGAAACCUUGUUCCUUACAAAGUUGAAUUAGCGAAUGCAGACAGCCAGCUUAGUUGUAAUAUUAUAAUGAGACAAGAGGUGGGAACAGGAAUUUCACAUGCAUAUUUUGACAACAUUGUGGAUUCUGAUUCAUAUUAUCCUGAUAUAGAAAAAAUAGAGGAAAGCAGCACUUUUGAAGAAAAUCUGAAAGAGAAAAGUAUAAAUAUAGGAAAUAAAGAAAAAUCUGAAGAUUCCAACAUAUCACCUGACAGCAAAGAUUUGCCAACAGUACCUGAGUCUUUCGUUGAGGAGAAAUUUUCUCAAGAAACCAAAGAAUCCUUCAAAUUUAGUAAUGUGUAUGAGAAGCCAAACUUUGAAGAUUCUAAAGCUAAAGAGUCACAACUGUUGUUACAGGAAAUAGCCAUCAGAAAUAAACCCAAAAGCCAACCAUAUCAAGGACUUGAGAGAUUCUUUACUUUUGAUUCAGACGUAAGAUGCAACUUGCUUCUUCCCGAUGGCUCACCAUAUAGCUCCUCCUACAGUAGGAUUCCACUUUCAGGAGACAGAGAAUGGAUCCCAAGGAGCAGCCUGAGCGCCCAUGCUGAGCACACGGCUGUUUUGGGCUCUGUGAUGAGCGUCCUGUGCUCCCUGCCAACUGGGAGGCAGCAGCAGACAGGCCAGAAAUCACAGAGACCUUCAACAGCAAAUUUACCACUUUCCAACAGUAUUAAAGUGUGCUCCAGCAGCCUUUUAUCCUCCCGUCCUCAAUCAAGAAGCACAGAAGCUCUGUCGUUACCUCGAUCUGCUUCUGAAAUUUCAGAAAUUGAAUAUAUUGACAGAAUUGCCCCAAAUGCACCUUUCUUAGAUAACAUUGCUGAUCAACAAUCCUUAGGCAAUUCGGCAAAAGAAUUAAAUAUACUUAGAAAUCUUACAGAUCCUUCAGAAAAGGUUUAUGACCCAAACUCAGAAGAGUUACCAGCUUUGAGCAACAAUUCCCUGAGCAGAAGUCAGAUUUCUUCAGAUUUCACCAGUUCCUCUUAUGGGAAGGGCCCCUAUGGAGUUGAGGAAUUAAGCUCUUCUGGAGCAGAUACCAAAAUUCCAUCUUUGCUGUCAUUUUCUGAGAGCCGUAAAGAUGAAGAGAAAGAAGAUUUUCUUGACAAGCAACUUGUCAUCACACCAUCAUGGUCAAAGAGUAUUUAAAGAUCACUUGUUCAUCUUUUCCAUUUUGUACUUGGAGUAAAGCAAACAACAGAAAAAAGUUACUGAUCACCUGUCCAAGUGCUGGAUAUUUUGAUUAUUAAUGUCUCUCUGAUGGUUCAAGGCUUGCAAACAAAUAAAAAUUAGUGAAAUUACAAGUUUAAGGGCUUUUGCCUCA